CUUUAAUGACGUUCAACAUAAAAUCAAUUCAUAUAUAAGAGAAUUAUUUCAUGACCAACUUAUAUGUACAUGUAGUCUUCAGAUUGUUUGAGUUCUAUUGAGGCAGGUUCUCAUUAAGUCGUGCCAAAUGAUAGAAAUGACAAAAAAUAAGUUUUUUGUUUACAUAACACUAACAUUUGUUGGUGUACUAAUUGGAUUUUUGUUUGGAGGGAUAAAUAUUAUAAGUUCGACAUAUUCCAAGCCAUUUGGAAACCCUGGUGAUCCAGUUCCACUGAGGAAGGUGUCAGUCCCACGAUAUGGAAGUAAAAUUGGGAAUUCGAAAAUAAUCAUUCCGGCGUCGAAAGAUAACAGUUCGAAAAGAACAAUCCCGACUACGAAAGGAGAAUUUCAAAGUGCAGGGACAAUGACAGCACAAAACAUUACAAAAAUAAUUAUAUUAACCUACAGGCGGAGUGGCUCUAGUUUUUUUGCCGAGUUGUUCAAGCAGAAUCCAAAUAUCUUUUAUAUGUUCGAGCCUCUCAAGGCAGUCGUUGAACGUUAUGACAUUGAUACGCCAGUUGCUGGACCGGCAUUCUUAAAAGAAAUCAUGAAUUGUCGUUUCAGUGGUAACUCAUAUCUUUCGCAAGUAACAUCAAUGCAUGGUUGGAGAUGGCAAGCCAUCUUCCGGAAUGUGAAAAUACUAAAUGAUGUUCCUAAGGUAUGUGUGGAUAGCGACAUUGUUGCUUCAAAGAUUAUUCGUUUAGCAAAUAUUGGUCAAAUUGCUCCAUACUUUGGGAAGGAUACCGCUAUUCUCUUUUUGGCGAGGGACCCGAGGGGAAUCCUAAACUCUAGGAAUCAUGAGACUCGCAGUUACAAAAACCUGGCGUUGGAACUUAAGAAAAAAGAUAUGGAAUCUCUUUGCUACAAUAGCUUAACUAAUAUAAACUUUAUAAAGGAUUUGAAAGCCAAGAGGAAAGAGCUUGAUCUGAAACCGUUAAUCAAACAGGUAAUUUAUGAAGACUUUGCUUAUGAUACUCUAACUAACGCUCAAAAACUGUACAAGGCAUUGGACAUACCAUUCCACCAAUCAGUACGUUAUUGGAUAGGGAAAAACACGUCAACUUUUUCUGGAGGGACAUAUGGAACGAGUAGGAACUCUACUAGUAUCCCGACUAAAUGGAUGGUCCAGUUGAGCCCCGUGGAACUAAACAUGAUUCAAAAUAUAACAGACUGCAGAGAAGUGAUUCAAUCGCUUGGAUUUAAGAUUCAAUGAUCCCAAAGAAAAAAUAUGUAAUUACUAAGUUUUUUAUUUGUCUUUAAAUCCCACUUGGGUAGCAACACAAUAGAAUUUGCUGUGGUUUAUUUUUAAGAAUGUAUGGUUUUAUCAAAAGGAAAGUGCAUUAUUUUUCUAUUGUUUUUAAAGAAUGUACACUUGGCAAGCUAUCAAAAACAAGUGAGACAUAAAUGACCAUUGACAGUUUUUGAUAGUUUUCAUUCCCUAAAAACAAUAUACAAAAAUACAUGUACCCUUCUCUUGUUACUGUGCAUUCUUUAGAAUAAAACAAUUUAUCAAUUUUUGUUGUUAUCUACAUCAUUGAUCUUAUCUUACUUACAAAUAUUCUGCUGUAUUCAAAUGCAAUGUUCUGGACUGGACAGUCACCUAGUGCACUGAAGCUAGACUAAUUAUAGCCCACUCAGUCACUUACAUCAACUCACACUCAUGAGGUCAAUGCGACCAACUCUUUUUGUUGUUACAAUUAAUUGGCUAUAUAACUACAUGAACAGUCAACUCAAAAGAACUCACUCACUUACAUGUAUCAAACCACUUACCCCUACAUGAACAGUCAACACAAAAGAAAUAAAAUUUUCCAGAUUAGAUCAUUGACCAUUUACCUGCAAUAUACCAUUUACCUGUAAUAAGAAUGUGUGUGAUUUAAGUAAGAUAAAGCAUUCGAAUUCGAUUUGAUAAGAAAUAAUAACCUCAGGCCUUCGGUGUAUUAUUUCUUAUAAAAUCUCAUUCUUAUGCUUUAUCCAGUACUUAUUUUUCAAUGAAAGGCCUCGGUCAAGGUAUGCGACUCGAUUGGUUAGAUACAAAAAUACGGUUAUCCGUUCAUAUAUUUGGAUUUAUGUUGUGGCAAUGGAUCUAACUAGGUCAAAUCCAAUGUUUUCUCCUCUUUUCUGUGAUCUCGGCAAUACAAGGAUUACGGUAUUCAACCGACUUCAGAAAGUCAUUUCUUGUACAGUGUAAUUUUCUGCAUCAAGCAAGUAAGUUUACGUGUAGUCAAUCAAAAUCUAAGAUACGCAAAGGCCAACCAACACUCCAACAUAUUCUUCAGAAACAUUAUCUUGAUUUCCACCCUUUGGCCAACGUUGUUACAACGGCUUGCAAAAAUAAGACGCAUUUGAAAUAUGGUUGAUGUGCAUUCAGAAGUUUUAAGAUACAAAGGGCAUGAGCGAAUUUGUUUGAGCAGUCCAAACCCGAUUUUACAACAAUCUUAAUAACC
Messenger RNA from Owenia fusiformis, 2483 nucleotides. The record is from the annotation of a GenBank genome assembly. Lineage: Eukaryota; Metazoa; Annelida; Polychaeta; Sabellida; Oweniidae.